Molecule: messenger RNA, 2194 nt
Organism: Triplophysa rosa
Lineage: Eukaryota; Metazoa; Chordata; Actinopteri; Cypriniformes; Nemacheilidae
Exons: 4
Coding region: 237-1967 (576 amino acids)
Source: RefSeq, a predicted model, not a curated record
GCUGGGUAUGACGUCACAUCCUAGUUGAACGCGUUCUCGUCCACAAGUCGGAUGGACAAGAUGGAUGCAUCCAAGCAAACGUUUGUUGUGCUAGCUGUUCAGGAAUACACACAACUAAAAAACAAAUAUGACGUCCACCUGAAAAACGUAAUGGAAGAAGAAAGGCGACGAAGAAUGUACUAAACUCAUUUUGAACCAACUUUAUACAGUCAGAGCCCUUGAGAUUGAAGAUACUGAUGUCCUCGGUGUUGCGGUCAACACAGAAACUCAUAGCGAAGACUGGUACAGUCGGAGAAACAGCAACGACUCCGACUUCAGAAUCCAACGUGGCUGCUGAGAGCGUCGACAUAUAUUUGGACAGCAACAUGAACAUGUUCAAGGAUCCCCAGAAGAACACUCCAUUCCCUGGUCCCUUGUACCAGAAGGAAGCAGACCCCACCACAUACUACCUGAAUGAGGACCUUACAGUUAUGAUAAACAUGGUUGAAGAUGAAGAUUUGAACACCAAAUUAGAAAGCUGCCAAGAGAACAAUGAUGCUGCACCCAGCACAUCACCUUCACUUGAGCCAGUGACAGCAAAUGAGAGCUUCAGCAAAGAACAGACAUUGUUUUUGAUCGACUUUAUGCGGCAGCACAUCGAAAGAAAAGGUAAAGGACUCCCCAAAAGCCUGGAAGAGCUGAUUGCACGUCUUAAAUCUACAAGGGGCACUAAAAAAGAUCUAUGGAAAGAUGCUGCAAAUAAGUUGACCAGCCAUUUCAUGCUGUCUUUCUCUCCUGAGAGGGUGGCCAGGAAGUGGAAUACACUUGUUGAUGCCUUUAAAAAAAUUAAAGAUAACCAUAAAACUACAGGGAAGGGACCUGUCCGCUUCCAGUUUUAUUCAGAAAUGGAGGCUCUUCUAGGAGGGCAGCAUGAUGUGGCAACCCCUGUUGGUAGCACAUCACCAUCAGCUUCACCUGUGCAAAUUAUAGCAAGUGAGAGCUUUAGCAAAGAUCAAACCUUGUUCUUGAUAGACUUUGUGCGGCAGCACAUAGAGAGUAAAGGUGAAAGACUCCCCAAAAGUUUGGAAGAGCUGAAUGCACUGCUUAGAUUUCCGAGGGGCACUAAAAAAGAUCUAUGGAAAGAUGCUGCAGAUAAGCUGGCCAGCCAUUUCAUGCAGUCUUUCUGCCCUGACAAGGUGGCCAGGAAGUGGUAUACACUUGUUGAAGCCUACAAAAAAGUUAAAGAUAACAAUAAAACUACAGGCAAGGGGCCCAUCCGCUUCCAGUUUUAUACAGGAAUGGAGGCCCUCUUGGGAGAACAGGAUGAUGUGGUCAUCCCUGCCGAUGGCACAUCACCAUCAACUUCGCCAGUGCAAGAAAAUGAUGGUUUAAACAAAGAUCAAACUUUGUUUUUGAUCGACUUAAUGCGGCAGCGUAUCGAGAGUAAAGGUGAAAGACUCCCCAAAAGUCUGGAAGAGCUGAAUGCACUGCUUAAAUCUCCAAGGGGCACUAAAAAAGACCUAUGGAGAGAUGCUGCAGAUAAGCUGGCCAGCCAUUUCAUGCUGCCGUUCUGCCCUGUCAAGGUGGCCAGGAAGUGGUAUACACUUAUAGAUGCCUACAAAAAAAUAAAAGAGAGCAAUAAAACUAGAGGGAAGGGGACCAUCCGCUUUCAGUUUUAUUCAGAAAUGGAUGCCCUUUUUGGAGAGCAGCAUGAGAUAAAAUUCCCUGCUGUUGGCACGUCCGUGGGUGUGGAGGUACGCAGACCUGAAGCAUUAGGAGAUUCCAGCAGUAUCACUUCACCGAAAACACUACAAACUUUUGUAUCGUCACCUCCUUCUAAGCGUCAAAAGGUGGACUGUGAAUUGAUGCAGUUUUUGCAGGACUCUGAGGAAGCUAGUCAACGGCGUCAUGAGGAGACACUAGCACAACUAAGGUCUGCUCAGCAGGGUUUUGAGGCUCUGAUGACAAAGUUGCUGGAUAAACUGUAACUGAUUUGAAGCUGGUAAUGUAAAAAAUGCAUCUAACUAAUUGGAAGGUCUUAAGAUAAACUGUAAGGUGUGUUAUAUGUAUCACAAUAUUUUUAAGAGAUUUUUUAUAUUUUAGGUUUAACUGUGUCAUAAAAGAACAGUUUUGCACUGUAAUUUCAUUCAAGAUUCUCACAACAUUUUACAUGUGUCAUUGCAGACUAAAAUAAUAUCAGAAUUAUAUGUGUAUA